GUGACGUCAUCGCAGGUCCUGCAGCCCCAGGAGGUGAGAUCUGCAGGUUCUUUACGUUCAGUGCUCUUCUUUUGAAAGACAAUGGUCCUUUCUAUCAAUGACCCACCAAGGAUGGAGAAGGACAGAGACCACAUGGCUAAAAAGAUAUUAGACCUAACCCUGGAGAUCAUCUCCUUGAUAACUGGAGAGGAUUACACAGUAGUGAAGAAGUCGUCUGGUGAGUGUGUGUCACCCUGUGUGUCAGGAGGAUGGAGCAGGACCCAGAACCCCAUCACCGAGCCUCCACCUCAUUCCCCGAUACAUGAGCAGAAGAUCCUAGAACUUACCACCAGGAUCACUGAGCUGCUGAGCGGAGAGGUUCCUAUAAGGUGUCAGGAUGUCGCUGUCUAUUUCUCCAUGGAGGAGUGGGAGUAUUUAGAAGAACAUAAGGAUAUGUACAAGGACGUCAUGAUGGAGAUUCACCAGUCCCUCACAUCACCGAAUGGAUCCAGUCAGAGAAAUCCACCAGAGAGAUGUCCCAGUCCUCUGUAUUCCCAGAACUGUCAACAGGAAAAGCAGAAUAUCCCACUGGAUCAUCAAGAAAGUUCUGGUGGAACGACGAGUGAGCUCCAAAAACCCGGAUCAGUGUCCGCGAAUGGUAAAAAUGGGAUGAGAGUAUACCAUAAGAAUCUUCAUUUAUCUUCCUAUGAUAAAGCAGAAGAUAGCAAUACCACACAAGCUCAUUCAAUAAGCCCUAAUGUACCCUCAGUCCUUCAUAGCGGAGAUAUAUCUAAUGAUACCGCUGGUCACAAGAAACCUUCAUCUAAUCAAUCACUGACUGGCAAAACAAGAACUGAACACAAUUGUGGAAAAAUAUUUUCACAUGGGAUACCUUUUAAGAAGAAAUCUAAUCUUUCUUUACAUGAGAGAAAUUGCAGAGAUAAAAAGUCAUUUUCAUGCUCUGAAUGUGGAAAAUCUUUUACCAAGAAAUGUAUUCUAGUUGGACAUCUGAGAACUCACACAGGGGAAAAGCCGUAUUCAUGUUCAGAAUGUGGGAAAUGUUUUAUGUUGAAAUGCUCUCGAAAGAAACAUCAGAGAACUCACACAAGAGAGAAGCCAUUUUCAUGUUCAGAAUGUCAGAAAUGUUUUAGUCAGAAAUCUGGUCUUGUGGCACAUUUAAGAAUUCAUACAGGGGAGAAGCCAUUUUCAUGUCCUGAAUGUGGUAAAUGUUUUAGUCAGAAAGCAAAUCUUGUGAAACAUCUAAAAAUCCACUUAGGGGAGAAGCCAUUUUCAUGUUCAGAAUGUCAGAAAUGUUUUACUCAGAAAUCUGUUCUUCUGACACAUCAGAAGACUCACACAGGGGAGAAGCCAUUUUCAUGUUCAGAAUGUGGAAAAUGUUUUACCCGUCAAUCAUAUUUUAUUCAGCAUCUGAGAACUCACUCUGGUGAGAAGCCAUUCUCAUGUAUUGAAUGUGGAAAGUGUUUUACUUGUAAAUCCAGUCUUGUUAACCAUCAGACAAUUCACACAGGAGAGAAGCCGUUUUUGUGUCCUGAAUGUGGGAAGUGUUUUCGUGUGAAAUCAAUGCUUGUAGCACAUCAAAAGUUUCACACAGGAGAGAAGCCAUUUUUAUGCUCCGAAUGUGGAAAAUGUUUUAGUGAGAAAUCCGAUCUCGUGAAACAUCUAAGAAUCCACUUACGACAGAAGACAUUUUCAUGUUCAGAAUGUGGGAAAUGUUUUAGUCUUAAAUCACAACUUGUUGAACAUCAGAGAACUCACACAGGGGAGAAGCCAUAUUCAUGUUCAGAAUGUCAGAAAUGUUUUAGUCAUCAAUCUGCUCUUGUGAAACAUUUAAGAAUUCAUACGGGGGAGAAGCCAUUUUCAUGUCCUGAAUGUGGUAAAUGUUUUAGUUUUAAAUCACAUCUUGUUGGACAUCAGAGAACUCACACAGGGGAGAAGCCAUUUUCAUGUUCAGAAUGUGGAAAAUGUCUUGCCAAUCAAUCAAGUUUUAUUCAGCAUCAAAAAACUCACACAGGGGAGAAGCCAUUUUCAUGUCCUGAAUGUGGUAAAUGUUUUGCUCAGAAAGCAAAUCUUGUGAAACAUCUAAAAAUCCACUUAGGGGAGAAGCCAUUUUCAUGUCCUGAUUGUGGUAAAUGUUUUGGUCAGAAAGCAAAUCUUGUGAAACAUCUAAAAAUCCACUUAGGGGAGAAGCCAUUUUCAUGUUCAGAAUGUGGAAAAUGUUUUAGUCAGAAAUUUAUUCUUGUGAGACAUCUAGGAAUCCACUUAGGACAGAAGCCAUUUUCAUGUUUAGAAUGUGGGAUAUGUUUUAUUCUUGAAUCAAGUUUAACUCGGCAUCAGAGAGCUCACACAGGGGAGAAGUCUGACCUGUCUUCAAGAUAGCUCAUCAAUAUCAGAUUGGGGGGGUUUCGACACUCGAGAACCCCACCGAUCAGUUGUUUGAGGAGGCCUCCUUGCAGCUUACAAAGCACAAUGCUUUCCAUUGGAGAUCACAUGUGCUUGGUAUUGCAAAUUAGUCUCAUUCACUUGAAUAUGAGAGGAUAUUAAGAGCGAUCAUUCCAUAUUGUUCCUGUAAUGCUAAUGAAAUGAUAAAGCCAAAUUGACGGCCAGCAAACACGGCAUACCAGACACACUUUGCGCAAGCCAUCACACUCUGAACACCCUUGAGGGCCAGGGUACUCUUCACCCACCUCUAGCAGGAAGGGGGACUUUGGCAGAGCCCUUUCCAGUUGUCAAAUAGCAGGGCAGCUGGGCACACCAUGACACUAUGCACUGGUGAAUAGGGAAACGCGUGAAUGGUCAGUAAACGUAAGCCAGGGCAAAAGAACUAGAAGACAACCAAAACCGAAGCCAGAGACAAUAACCAGAGAAACCACUCACCAGAUACUUAAGAUACAGAGCCAGGAAAGCAACUGAAUAACAAGCAGUGAAUGGGGGGACCAGGUUUAAAUUUUCCUCCACAGAUCACCUGACACUGCUGAGAUCACACGCAAUCGCCACCCUCAGCCCAGGGAAGCAUAGGUGGGUCCUGAGAGUGUGCAGAGGAAGGAACCUCCCACCACAUGUCUAUUUUAGGAGACAUAAAAACAGAGUUUCCAUGGCAACAGCUGACGCUAGAGGCUCUUGCAUCCUGGGACCCCUGACCAGCGUCAGCGCUGGGAAUGAUGGCGUUUUGUCUCCCAGCAGCACCACGAUCCAGAAUGGAUCUCACAGAGUGACGUGCGUGCAUAAAGCGCAUACCUUUACUAACUCUGCCCUCCACAAGGGGUGAGGGAUGCCCCGCCGGAGGGCCAGAGACCCCCUGGGAGAAUGAGAGACCAGUCUGCGUGGUGACAUACUUUUGGCAAGACUGCGUCUGGUUGCCUGACAGUUCCACUAAAUUUUUGGUAUUAAAUGUAAUGUAUAUUUUGUUGUCCGGUUUCUUAAAGAAAAUAUAAAAAAUAAAUGUUGAUAUAACUGUGGU
Bufo gargarizans (Asiatic toad) is the source of this 3457-nucleotide messenger RNA. Its product is annotated as oocyte zinc finger protein XlCOF6-like. Gene Ontology annotation, cellular component: nucleus. The transcript is spliced from 7 exons. Gene Ontology annotation, biological process: central nervous system development; regulation of transcription by RNA polymerase II. Gene Ontology annotation, molecular function: DNA-binding transcription factor activity, RNA polymerase II-specific; RNA polymerase II cis-regulatory region sequence-specific DNA binding. NCBI's taxonomy places the organism in Eukaryota, Metazoa, Chordata, Amphibia, Anura, Bufonidae. Bases 82 to 2376 code for a protein of 764 amino acids. The record is from RefSeq and is a predicted model, not a curated record.